CAGCCCUGCUUCUGGGGACAGUGGUGGAGUGCGUGGAAGGGCCCCUGCCCUGGUGCCCUGCAGCAGCUGGGGAGUGCUUGUGGCCAACAGAGCAGGGAUGUCUGAGACCUCGUCCAGCAAGGAGGGUGUCCCGGCCGAGUGCCCUGUGUGCUAUGAGAAGUUUCACCCGCUGGAGGCCAUGCACCGCAAGCUCAGCUGCGGGCACACCUUCUGCCACGACUGCCUGGUGAAGUGCCUGCUCUCUGCCAAGCUUGAUGGCCAGGUCCAGAGCAGCAUCAUCUGCCCUGUCUGCCGCUAUGUGACUUUCCUCAGCAAGAAGAAGGCUCUAUGGCCACCCAAGGCAGGCACCAAUGCCCGGACACUGGAGAUGCCUCUGUCACCUUCCUCCUUGCCCCAUCUGACCAAAAUGGAGGCCAGCAACACCUUGGUGGUGCCCAGCCAUUUUGUGAUGCCGGUACAGAGCCUUGACCGGUGCUGCAGCACAGGAAACAGCCCCGUGGACUCGCAGGGGGUCCCAGGAGAGCUGGCACGGGAAGCCCACAUCUUUGUCAUCAGCAACCAUGGGAUGCCGCUGGUGGACACUGACUGCGGCUCACUGGGGAGGAGAAGCAGAGCGGAAACGCGGAGCUCGGUGUCAUCCAGCUCAGCCCUGGGGGUGAAAUGCUGCCAGUCACCCAUCGCCCUCGCCGUCCUCCUCAUCUUGACUGUGGCCAUGCUGGCGGCUGUGCUCCCUUGGCUACUGCUGGUGAAGAGGGACUCGUAG
This is a messenger RNA of Aquila chrysaetos chrysaetos, 763 nucleotides long. It is a transcript of the gene RNF222, whose product is annotated as ring finger protein 222. Bases 98 to 763 code for a protein of 221 amino acids. NCBI's taxonomy places the organism in Eukaryota, Metazoa, Chordata, Aves, Accipitriformes, Accipitridae. The record is from RefSeq and is a predicted model, not a curated record. The transcript has 2 exons.